Aspergillus puulaauensis is the source of this 1968-nucleotide messenger RNA. RefSeq lists its product as uncharacterized. The record is from RefSeq and is a predicted model, not a curated record. Bases 1 to 1968 code for a protein of 655 amino acids. Gene Ontology annotation, molecular function: DNA-binding transcription factor activity, RNA polymerase II-specific; carboxy-lyase activity; DNA binding. The transcript is spliced from 6 exons. NCBI's taxonomy places the organism in Eukaryota, Fungi, Ascomycota, Eurotiomycetes, Eurotiales, Aspergillaceae. Gene Ontology annotation, biological process: regulation of DNA-templated transcription; DNA-templated transcription.
AUGGACUCCCCGAAUAGCAUCGAACGGCAAGAGAUCGACCGCGUUCUUCGCCUCAAACGCAAGCAGCGGGAAUCAAAGGCCUGCUAUCCCUGUCGCCAGCGGAAAGUCAAGUGCGAUGGCAGCCAGCCCUGCAGGACUUGCGUACGGCGGGACCACCCCCUGAUUUGCGCCUACAAUGUCGAACAGACUCGGAAGAAGGCUGCACAUUCCAGCCAGGGUAAUAUAACAGACAGAAAUAGAAAUAAUGCACAGCCGUCUCGCAGUGCAGAUGCCGGGCCGAGCUCCCUGGACAGCCCUCGGAGCUCGGCGCAGAACCACGACAGCUACGUCUUUUCCGGGGAUAACUCGCUGGUCUCGAUACUGCACCAGCAGGACCCCGAGGGGACCAUGGCUCGCGAGGCUACGUCUGUCCUGGGCCUGCACAACACGUAUCUGAGCUAUCCGUUCAUCGAGUCCAAGACGCCGCAUGACCGGUGGGUGGCUAUUCUAGAUAUCCUCCCUCACCGAGACGAGGUUUUAAAAUUCUUUCAUUUCUACCGCAUAUGUGCAUACCCGUUCAACCCGAUCCUCGUCGACGUGGACAAGUUCGAGUCCGACAUCUGCAUCUAUCUUAGCACGUAUGCUUCUGGAGAGCUGAGCGACCGAGAUAAGAUAUCGGAGCAAUGGACGUCAGGGAGAUCUGUUGGCCAUAUAAGUCUCCUUCUAGCGACACUGGCAGCCGGUGCUCACUUCUCUGACAUGGAGAACCCCCAGCGCUCAGAACUGUGCCAGGACUUUGCUCGCCGCUCUUUCCAGGCUCUGCGUCUUGCAAACUUCCUGCUUCGGCCGUCGCUGGAUGUCGUCCAGUCUCUCCUCAUUCUCGGCAAUACGCUCCAGAAUAAUGGCCAGUCCGAUGCAGCCUGGGCCUUGCUGGGGACGACGGUCAGGCUGGCUCAGACUCUGGGGUUGCAUACAGAGAGAGGCAUCUCGCACUGGCCUGAACACGCAAAACAGAAAGCUAAACUACUAUGGUCAAUGACAGUCUGGCAAGACAGCCUCCUUAGCCUCUGCUACGACCGCCCACCCAUCGUCUCCAACAUACGCUGGACACCAGAAGCGAUAUCAUCCCCACGGUUGGAACUCUCAUACGUCAACCUCAUGCACUACUUCUGCUGGGUAGGCUUCGAGAUUAUGAAAAUAGAGGAAAUCCCCGAACAGCCAAACCACAACCUCACCCUGCUCACCAAUCUCGACAGCACAUUCAAUCGAGCACAAACACACCUCCUCAACCGCCAAAACUGCAGAAAUCUACCGCAGCAUCUAGAACAUCUCGCACUGCGCAUGCACGUCUCCUUCAUCGCCUCUGCGCUCUGUCGACCGGCAAUCAAGACACCCCCGACCCCGACCCCGGGACAUCUAAACGAAGAUCCACGGCUGGUAUCCCUUCGAUCCCGGGCGCGAGAGAGCCUCAUCACGGCCUCGCGCGCGUUCCUCGAUUUCCAGGCUCUGUCUGUUGUGCCGCUGAGGACGUGGUCGAUGGUUCACACGGUGCUCAGCUCGACGCUGCUUUUCUGCACGUGGCAGGAGACGAGGGACGAUGGGGAGUGUCGGGACUUGCAGCAGAGAGUUAUCGAGGUGUUCUCUGGGGCUGGGGCUGGGGCUGGGAUGGAGACGGGGUCGGAUUAUAGCCAGUGGCUGUCAGCGAGACAUAUCCGGGCGUUGAUUACGCUGCGGCAGACGCUCAGGAAACGGAGUGCUCAAGAGACAGGAACUGAUCAGAAUGAACAGACGCAUGUAGCUGGUUUUGCGGGUUUCCAAGCCGGCGAUGGACCCCAGAAUAUGAUGUCGAUGGGGGAGCUGUCGUAUAAUGAAUUGUUUCCGGGAUUGGACUACGGGUUCCCUGUUCCUGGUGAAAUGGACUUCUCGCCAGUGACGUACCUUGACUCCAUUAUGAAUGUUCCACUCUUCGACUUUCCAGAAGAGUCCUAG